AUGAGUGCACCAGCUGAUGCAGAGCCCAGUUCUCCAGCGCAGACGACUGUUCUGGAGUCAGACAGCAUAACGAUGGAGUCGUCGAAGUAUCUGACUGCGGUCGUGCAGAGCCCUAUGUCUGCCAGCACGGGAGCCGAGUCACCGGAUGCGACAGACUCUACCAGCAGGAGCUCACUACACGCUCGAAGCCCGUGGCCCCUUCCUUGGCUGGAUGUCGAGGCACAGGAUGGCUCCACGUCAUUUCCGUUUCUGACUGUUCCUCGAGAGAGGAGCUAUCCCGGAGGUAUCGGGUGUGGCGUGGAUGUCGCCCCUGACCUUCCGACUGUGCUCGGCCGUCCAGCUCCCGCUCGUGAAUCCUCGAAGUCAUCCGCCAAGAGUGCUGCGCCCUACCAGUUCACACCCAGCUCGCCCCAAUCCAAUCUGACGGUUCCAGCUGCUCCUUACUUAGCUCGGGCAUGGCGAAGAGAACAAGGCGGUGGCUGCGAAGCUGGAAUUUCUAAUGCUUCUGGCGAGACCGCCUUCGCUGGUGUCCGGAAGUGGAGCAUUGGGGUGAGGACAUUGCUUGAAUUGAGUGAUGGUCACUGUGCAGACUGGUUGCUGUUCUCGGCCCUGGCUACUACUGUGCUUGUUGUCACGGCACUUUACGCUGUGGUCAUGGCGCCGAGAGACCACGAGGCAACCAUCGCGUGGCGCAGGGACAAUCCGUCAGCCCAUUUGGACAACCUCGGCUGCAGUGCUGUCGACCACUUUGGCUUCUACUUGAUCUUGUGUGUUGCAGCAUUUGCAGGUGUUGCCGCCUGCCUCAUGUUUCGCAAUGCUGGCGGUUCGGCGCACAUCCUUUCGGCUUCAGGCUUGGCUCUCCUAUGCUGGUUCCAGGGGCUGGUUGCGACCAUUCUGCCAGCCCACGAGCGGGCCAAGAGCGGCUGUGCGUACGGCACGAUGCAGCGAAUCUUUGCGCCGCAGGAGUUGAGCAGCUAUGACAAGGCGGAUUACUACAAGGAUUACUAUGGCGUGAUCAUUGUUCGUACACUCCUGUUCCUUGCAACCCUGAUCUGGAUGCAGCACUUGAUGGUGUGGAGAGUUUUGGCAGUGGAGGCCACAUCACGACGCUUCUUUGGCGGAAGGUGCCUUGCCCUGGGCAUCGCGGUGCAGAAGGUCGCAGCAACAGUUGCAUGUGCUGUGAGCGUCUGGAUCUACACAUCCAUUGGUCCGUCUCAGCCAAGCUCAGAUGAGAUGACUGGACUCGAGGCCGGCGAGAGCACGAGCGGAGUACAUAUAAAGUUCUGGAGCGAUUGCGCUGAAUGCGCUCCUUUCACAAACGUGAUGACGCUGCAGCUCUUCCUGGGGGGCAUGAACUUCCUGCUCUUUGUGGUCACGGGAAUAACGGUCAUCAGCAUCAUGUCAGUGAUCCUCUGGGAUCUGGGCCGCGCUGUGCACAUCACGAACGAUUUGGUGGCGACACACCCACGAACGAGGCGUGCUCGUCAGCAGCUUCGGCGCGCAAGGGCUGUUGUCGGACGGCAGCUCUUCGGUGUCAUGCUACAUCUGGUGGCGAGCUCCGCUCUGCUCCCAGUGGCAGUGGAGAAACUCCUGGAUGGCCGGGGCUACCGAAGUGAGCCGGACUUGGCCAUCAGCUGCUCCUUCCAGGCCCUGGAUCUGCUCACAUGCGUCUCCGCGGCCCUCAUCCUCUCUGGUGGCUACCGCUGGCCUAUCCGACACCGACGCGCCCAUCAGCCUUGCAGCUGGCAGUUUGCCACCGCAGACUCCACAGACACCAUGCUGCCUGAAGCGACAUCCGGCCGCCGCUCCGGCGCAAGUGACAUGUUGCAUGACAAGGCGAUGAGCCACGCAGAGGUGAUGCUGCUGCUGUCAGGAGAGCUUGACAGAUCGUCGACGGCCUGGGACAUGAAGGUGAGUGAGAUUGCCGGGCGCGGCAUAACAGUCAAGGAGCUGCUGCAUUUCUACAGCUCUUGGGUGGCAAAGCUUGAGAAUCACUCAAAAACCGCGAGGGUGAUGUUGGGAUGCUUCUGA
This is a messenger RNA of Symbiodinium natans, 2031 nucleotides long. The record is from the annotation of a GenBank genome assembly. NCBI's taxonomy places the organism in Eukaryota, Dinophyceae, Suessiales, Symbiodiniaceae.